GGCGCGCACGACUCGCGUGCGGGCGGGGAAAUAUGCUGUUGAACAGUCAGAGAGGGCUCACGAGUCUGUCGCUUAUCGUAAUCCAACAUUAGUUUAUGUGAAGAAGAGCCAUGAAGAAACACCUGAGCCCCACGAAACAGCAGCAUCAGCCGCCGCCGCCGUCGCCACCGGCUGACGUCCCGGCUCCAAGCAGCGAGGUUACUGUCCAGCAACUUAACGAGCUUCUGUCCGAUGGCAGCGGCUUCUACAACCUUCCGACCCAACACUUUAACGAGGUCUUCCCCAGAAUUUACGUCGGCAACGCGUUUGUAGCCCAGAACACAAUGCGUUUGCAGAAACUUGGAGUUACGCAUGUCCUCAACGUGGCAGAAGGCACCUCCUUCAUGCACGUUAACACAAGUGCAGAGUUCUACGCCGGCACAGGCAUCACGUACCACGGCAUCCAGGCCAACGACACCGAGCAGUUCAACCUCAGUGCCUUCUUUGAGGAGGGGGCUGAUUUUAUCGACAAAGCAUUAGCGCACAAUAAUGGCAAAGGAAAGGUGUACGUACACUGCAGAGAAGGCUACAGCCGCUCUCCUACUAUGGUUGUUGCUUACCUCAUGCUGCGCCAUAAAAUGGAUGCCCGGUUGGCGGUGGCCACCGUGAGGCAUAAGAGAGAGAUCGGCCCAAAUGACGGCUUUCUUCGCCAGCUGUGCCAAUUAAACGAGAAACUGGCGAAAGAGGGUAAGCUGAACGGAGACGUGGGCAAACUAAAGACCAAAUGAAAGCACGAGAGGCGUGAAUCUUAAGGGACCCUCUGCCCGUCUCCUCCUAUCAAGCCUUUCGUAGGCAUCAGCUGCUCUGGGAGGCUGACCCCCACCCUGACCACACCAGCGCCCAUCCAACACAUCAGGGGUAUCCUGAAACAUUCAUUUAUCUGUGUAAACUAUUCCUCAUGUGCACAAACACUGGUUUUCUUUCCAUUCUUUACCACAAGUUUCAGAAAUCUUUACAGAUUUUGCUGCAUAUCUGCAGCGAGCUCUAAAUUUGGAGGAUUUUGAGCUACUUAAAGCAUUCCUUCAAGUCCCACAAGUUAAGAAGAUAAAAAUUUUGCCCUAAUUUUUCAAAACUUCCUCACAAAUUUGUUUGGGAUAAAAGAUUAUAGCACAAUCAUUCCAUAGUUUCCUACUGCCAUAAUGUCAGUGAUUUUUGCCACUAACAGGAGUACUCCAUAAAUUCCUAAUAAACUCUUGAUGGCUGCACGUGAUGCAACAAAGCGGAAAUCCCAAACAUUCCAUGAAACCCAAAAAAGACACCCAGACUUUAAAAUGCUUAAUUCUUUAUCUCCUGCCUGUUCAGGUAGACUUUUAAUGCACAAACGUUUCACCCUCUGAUGCGUCUAAAAGCAAACUGUAGCUGUGCAGCAUUUCAGUUCUGGCCUCUAGUUUUACAGCAGUGGCAGCGAAAGGUGCAGAGAACAGGUUGAACUAAUUAAAAUUAACAAGCAGCAUAAGUUCUCAAGUUGCCACCGUUUUUAGCUACUGAUAUGACGAAUAUUAAUUUUAGUUGGACUGUAAGCCCCGUUAGUCUCCACAGUAGGUCGUGGCAGCAAUCUGAGGGGGAGGCUGUAUCAAAUAACUGUUUCAUCUACAGCUACAAAUGAGCUCAUUUGCAGUGUUUUGUUUUCUGUAGUAUAUAUUUGACUAAAUUAAUUUCCUCUUCCUUACAAAAUUGUGUUUUAACUCAUGUUACAGGACUUCAUCUCUCCCUUAUUUGAACUGAAUCCAAGUAAAAGAAGUUCAGCUUGAUAAUAAAUGGAAUCUGCAGGUUCAGCUUGUGAACACUGUUUGUAUCCCUGUAGAAAUUUUAAAAGCACAGCGUAAAAUUAACUGACUUAACAGGGACUAACAAAAUUUAUAUUCAGAAACAUUCCUACAAUAUUUUCUCUAUUCCAGUCCGUUUUCAUUUUAUUAUAAGAAACAAAGCUGUUGUUUUAAAUUCAUUUUAAGGGAAAGUCAUCCUCUUGAUGAAGUUUAUUUUUCUUGGCCUGUGGGCUGUUGAUCCAUCUUGUUUAGAUGUGAGUUGCAGUUUGAUAAUUAUGUCUUAUUAUGAGUAUAUUAAAUAUAGAUUUCACUGUUUUUUUCCCUUAAUGCUCAAGGAGCCAAAAGAUUUAUUUGUGAACA
Messenger RNA from Melanotaenia boesemani (Boeseman's rainbowfish), 2165 nucleotides. RefSeq names its product dual specificity phosphatase 3a (gene dusp3a). The record is from RefSeq and is a predicted model, not a curated record. Gene Ontology annotation, cellular component: cytoplasm. The coding region runs from base 111 to 767 and encodes 218 amino acids. Gene Ontology annotation, biological process: negative regulation of MAPK cascade; protein dephosphorylation. Lineage: Eukaryota; Metazoa; Chordata; Actinopteri; Atheriniformes; Melanotaeniidae. Gene Ontology annotation, molecular function: protein tyrosine/serine/threonine phosphatase activity; MAP kinase phosphatase activity. The transcript is spliced from 3 exons.